CAGAAGUCGAUUGGGAUAUUAGUCCAAGGUGCUUUGGGGACGGCUGGCACUGCAAUGCCUUCGAAGUGCUUCCUAGUGGCCUUGGCCAUUUUUUCCUCUUUCACCCAGGUUGUAAUAGAAGCCAGUUCUUGGUGGUCAUUAGGGAUGAAUAACCCUGUUCAGAUGUCAGAAGUGUAUAUAAUAGGAGCACAGCCACUAUGUAGCCAAUUGGCAGGGCUUUCUCAAGGACAGAAGAAACUCUGCCAUUUGUAUCAGGACCAUAUGCAAUACAUUGGCGAAGGAGCGAAGACAGGCAUUAAAGAAUGCCAAUAUCAAUUCAGACACAGACGAUGGAAUUGCAGCACUGUGGACAACACCUCCGUUUUUGGCAGAGUCAUGCAGAUAGGUAGCAGGGAGACGGCCUUUACCUAUGCAGUCAGUGCUGCCGGGGUAGUUAAUGCCAUGAGCCGGGCCUGCCGUGAGGGGGAGCUCUCUACCUGCGGUUGCAGCCGAGCUGCCAGACCCAAGGACUUACCCCGGGACUGGCUUUGGGGUGGUUGUGGGGAUAAUAUUGAUUAUGGUUACCGCUUUGCCAAGGAGUUUGUGGAUGCCCGGGAAAGAGAGAGGAUUCAUUCAAAAGGAUCCUAUGAAAGUGCUAGGACUCUGAUGAAUCUGCAUAACAAUGAAGCUGGGAGAAGAACAGUGUAUAACUUAGCUGAUGUGGCCUGCAAGUGCCAUGGAGUAUCUGGCUCUUGCAGUCUGAAGACUUGCUGGCUGCAGUUGGCAGACUUCCGGAAAGUGGGAGACGCAUUGAAGGAGAAGUAUGAUAGUGCAGCUGCCAUGAAACUCAACAGUCGGGGCAAGCUCGUGCAAGUGAAUAGCCGUUUCAACACACCAACCACUCAAGACCUGGUCUAUAUCGACCCCAGCCCCGAUUACUGUGUCCGAAAUGAGAGCACCGGCUCUUUGGGCACACAAGGUCGGCUCUGCAAUAAAACAUCGGAGGGCAUGGAUGGCUGUGAACUCAUGUGCUGUGGCAGGGGGUACGACCAGUUCAAGACGGUGCAGACAGAACGCUGCCACUGCAAGUUUCACUGGUGCUGUUAUGUAAAAUGCAAGAAGUGUACAGAAAUAGUGGACCAGUUUGUAUGUAAAUAAUGGGGCUGCUGCCUCCAGCAGGGGGUACCCUCCUCUUCCCUGGACUAUCUCCACUUUAUUUAUAGAGAGUUCAAUGAGGUUCUUUUUUUAUUAUUUUGUUUUGGUUUUUGGGGUUUUUUUUAGGUUGCAAAGAGAAGCACCUGGAACCAUUUCCGCUCCCAUCCAAGGACUGUGUGGUUUAUUAUUAUUAUUAAUAUUUUGGCAAUAAUGGGGGAACCAGUAAUAUUUAUUUUAUGAAAAAAUUAAAAAGACUUUUGAUAGCAUAGAAUGAGGGGGAAAAACAUAUUCUAACAUAGCUACAUGGGACAUAGUAUAUGUCUAGAAAUAAAUAAACCAUUUUACCUUUACUUACUGGAGGUCUGAAAAAUGACCAGCAUAAUCCAGAGUGACGCAAAUCUACAUGCGACCUAACGCCAAUUGUGACUGUUACAGAUUAAUCUGAACAAUCCAAUAAUGAAGUUUUGUGAAAUAAGUGAUUCCUCUAUCCACUGAGAUUAUGAAAGUUUUCAAUUAUCAAAAUCUUAAGAACAUCUUUUAAAUGAAUAGUGAAAAGCCAGAAUCACUAAGGGUUGGAAGGUAUAAUAAGAUUUGUGUUUGUUUCACCAUUCUAAUAAAGCUUCAACACUGAGCAACACAGGCCAAAUAGCUAGUGAAACCUAAAGAGAAAACAAAAUAAUUUAGCUUUUAAUAAUAGUUUGACUCCUUCAUGUUAAUCUAGCUCUCGAUACGAAAGAGGAAGCCCCAAGUAAAUAGAUCUAAUUUCUUAGGUAGCAUCCUGUCUGUUUUUUUAAGAGAACUAAACAUUUAUCAGUGCUUAGUUAAUAAAUGCUAACUACAGUUAUAAUAGUGAACUUCAUUCACAGUACUGUAACCCAAAUAAAUAGAAGUGAUUACACUGCAGUUGAAAACUGCACCAAACCAGAGCCAUUUAAGGAAAUAAUUUCCCCAAUUUGACCCCUCCUACCCUUCUCUUAUUCUGUAGUGUGAUAGCUGGCCACCUUUCAAACAAACAGCUUGACAAUAUUCCCUGUUAUUUUAUGAGAGGAAAUGAAUCAUUAGGCAUCCACUCUGAGAACAGUUUAAGGUGGAUUUUUGUAAAAGCUUUAUUUUGAGGAGAUGAUAUU
This is a messenger RNA of Tachyglossus aculeatus (Australian echidna), 2261 nucleotides long. It is a transcript of the gene WNT5A, whose product is annotated as Wnt family member 5A. The transcript is spliced from 4 exons. Gene Ontology annotation, cellular component: extracellular region. Gene Ontology annotation, molecular function: cytokine activity; frizzled binding. The record is from RefSeq and is a predicted model, not a curated record. Gene Ontology annotation, biological process: multicellular organism development; neuron differentiation; canonical Wnt signaling pathway. NCBI's taxonomy places the organism in Eukaryota, Metazoa, Chordata, Mammalia, Monotremata, Tachyglossidae. Bases 55 to 1137 code for a protein of 360 amino acids.